Molecule: messenger RNA, 1827 nt
Organism: Lonchura striata (white-rumped munia)
Lineage: Eukaryota; Metazoa; Chordata; Aves; Passeriformes; Estrildidae
Gene: GALR3
Product: galanin receptor 3
Biological process (GO): G protein-coupled receptor signaling pathway
Cellular component (GO): plasma membrane
Molecular function (GO): G protein-coupled receptor activity
Source: RefSeq, a predicted model, not a curated record
CAGAAGAAGAGAGAGCAGAGCUGGUGGUGGGCAGAGGGAGGCAGCGGAGCACCGGGCAGGAGUGACUGGGAUGACAGAGCUGCCCAGAUAAACUCUUCUGUGGUCUGCAUCCUCCUGCUACCACUGUGUGGGCUGGACUGGAAUUCUCCCCCUCAGCGAGUGGCAAAGCUGCAGGCCCUUCCUCAAAAAGGUCCCUGCAGUGUGACAGGAAGAUGCCAGGGGGAUUGAACAUCUCUUCUGACAGCCCAGAGCUACGAGCAGCAGGGAUUAUUGUGCCCAUCAUCUUCUCCCUCAUCUUCCUUGUGGGUACUGUGGGAAAUGGACUGGUGCUGGCUGUGCUGCUGUGGAAUGGCCAAGUCAAGUACUCCACCACCAACCUCUUCAUCCUCAACCUGGCUGUGGCUGACCUGUGCUUCAUCAUCUGCUGUGUCCCUUUCCAGGCCACUAUUUACACCCUGGAUGGGUGGCUCUUUGGGGCCUUUGCCUGCAAGGCUGUGCAUUUCCUGAUCUACCUCACCAUGUAUGCUAGCAGCUUUACCCUGGCUGCCGUCUCUGUUGACAGGUACUUGGCUAUUCGCUAUCCACUCAAGUCCCGGGAUCUCCGCACAUCCCGAAAUGCGGGAGUGGCCAUUGUGGUAAUCUGGUCACUGUCACUGCUCUUCGCAGGGCCUUACCUCAGUUACUACCAGAUAAUCCAUUACCAUGGCGUGCCCAUCUGUGUCCCCAUCUGGGAGGACCAGCGCCGAAAGGUUCUGGACAUCCUCACGUUUGUAUUUGGAUACCUGCUGCCUGUGACCGUGGUGAGCCUGGCAUACUCUAGGACCAUCAAGUUCUUGUGGACUUCUGUAGACCCCAUAGAAAGAAUCUCAGAGUCUCGGAAAGCCAAACGUAAAGUCACCAAGAUGAUUGUCACAGUGGCCAUCCUGUUCUGCCUCUGCUGGCUGCCCCACCACCUGGUCAUCCUCUGCUUCUGGUUUGGCCACUUUCCUUUCAACCGGGCCACUUAUGCUUUCCGCCUGGCUUCCCACUGCCUUUCCUACACCAACUCCUGCCUCAACCCCAUUGUCUAUGCUCUCAUCUCCAAGCAUUUCCGCAAGCGUUUCAAGCAGGCCUUCACCUGCUUUUUCUUCCAGAACAAGAUCAGGAAAAAGAAGAAGAAGAGGGUUGGAAGGAAAGUCCAUAUGGUCAAUGUAGAAAGAGGUUUUCCCAACAGGACAGGAGAUUUCUAUGGAGGCAACAGUGAGGUGACCCAAGCCCCAGAAGAGAACACCAGGAAGAGGGACCAUGAAGGUGCCAAUCGUGCCAGAGCAUGGACUCAGCAGGUACAAGGUGCCAUGGUCUCUGUUCAGAAGGAGCUACUGGAGGAGGAAGUUUUGACAACAGCUGGCCAUUCCCUAGAUGUGACCCCUCUAAGAGGAACUGUUGGACAAGACCAAGAAGAAGCCCUAGAAAAGGGCUAGAGAGGCAAGAAAGAAGUCUAUAUUUGCAUCACAUUUUCUGGCCACAUCACAGUGGUUUUGCUUUCUUUCAGGAUCAUGCCCAUGCCUUAUCCCCACUGAGAUGGUUUCAUGUUGGCAGAGAGAGAUGAGCUCGUUCAUUCAGAUCCAUUAAACUGAGUUCAAGUCCCUCAGAACUCCUCAAACACCUCCUCCAUGAUCCUGUAGUUAUGUCUGAGACCUGCCAUCAUCCCAGCUCAAUAUUCACAGUAAACUUUAAGCAAUUGCAACAGCCAUCCUUUUCUUUAAUUACAUAUGGUGUUUUAUUAGUGCUGUGUGGAUCCUGAAUAUGUAACCUUUAAUGUGAGGCAGAUCUGCACCUGUAAUUUCU